GCAUGAGAAUAGGAAGACUUUCCCGCAUCCUUCCCAAGGGAUGGAGAGGAAAGGAGAGCAGAGACUCUAGCUCUGUCCUACCCUAUCAAUAAAGAUGCUGAGACUGGCAAAAUGACCACUGUCACAUUCCUCCUACCCUCCGAGAAUCCUAGGACCCACAGUAUUGAGGAAGGCUUUCAUGGAGCCGGCUGGUGGAUCUCCACUCCAGAUUUUCCAGCUGUCCCUGUCCCCCCCCACCGCUCAGAGAGCAGGAUGCUGAGAUGGCUCGGUGAUGCAGAAGUGGAGGCUCAGAUGUCCGCUGCAUCUCUGCCCAGUCUGACCCACACAGCCUUUUUUGAAUCCUUUGCUUCAUAAUGAGAUAAUUGAUACAUUGCGACCAAGACGCCAGCUCACGGGUUCUGGAAUCACUAUGGUUCUCAUCCGUUUUCCCUCUGGGAACACAAAAAGGCAGACUGACUCUUAUGCAAAGGAGGAAAUGUCCAGCUGUCCUCUAAGAGGUGAAAUGUAAUCAUUACUCUCUGUCUCAGUGGAAUAAACCUCACAGCAACACACUAAUUACCAGUGGUAACCGACCUUCACAAAACAGGCAAGACGAAACCCUGAACAUGGACGGGGAGGUACUAGACCUCAAAGGGAAGAGAAGGAAAAGAGUCUCAAACAUGAAACCAGGCUAAUGCUGGCAAUCGAAUCUUGAAGACAGAACGGCCAUCUGAGUGGAAGGAAAUUGCAUUUGAGUCACUGCUUUUUGGAGUGAAGCCACCAGACCAGGAAUGGUUACAUCUGACUGAUCGCAUCUUCCAAUGAAUAAUAAAAAUCAACAAAAAAGCAAAGAAAAUAGAGGGAUCAUGACAAUUUUAUUAUCAUUUUUUUUUCCUUCUUCAUUUGACUGCAUGGGAGUAGCUCAAGAGCCUGGCAGAAGUCCAGGACAGAUGUUCGAAGGUCCUUGGCUGAAACUUGUGUGCUGGAUAGAAAACAGGUUUAAACACUAAAGACUGUAAGUUUUAAUGGCAUGAGUUUUAAAUUGAGAGCCAAGAGGAGAGCUUUCUCAAUACUUCACUUCCAUGAAAUUAGUUUCGUUUUCAUUUCUUACUCUCCAGUUGGCAGAAUGCCCUUGAAAUGUGGACUUUGUUAACAGAGCACCCUGCAGUCAUUACCUGGUUGAAGAAAAUUGGCAGAGGGAGCUGAGAGAGUUGUUUCUACCUCAGUCCAAGCUGUGGGGCUGGAACCCAGAUUGAGAUGCUUGGAUAGGAGGGAAAAUAGAGCCCUAGAGCUGAAGGAAAGGUAAAGGAAGUUAAAUAUCCAAAAUAAAUAAGCAAGCAAAAACCUAGAAAACAGCAAUAAAAGCAUUAGGUGCUUACAAAAGUAGACUGAAUGGAUAUCUGAGAUCUCAUAAUUUUCCCAUUUCUAGAGGUUGUGUGCACAGGUACACUGACAAGAUGAUCCAUUGAGCUUGUACAGUGGCCACCGUGUGUUAUUGGAGAAGUGGUAUUGGGAAAGACUAUGGCUUCUUAACGACAAAAUGGCUCCACACUCAUUUAGGUUAAGUGACCCAGCUGGCUUGAGGACUCCCUCAGUAGUUUCUAGAGGCAAUACAGAACCUCAGUUGUCUUGCAUAAUCCUUUAUCUUUCCACAGACAGAGUCCUGGCUCCAUGAUGUAAUGGAUUCUAAUUGAGAAUCUUGGAUUUGAGUCUUGACUUUGCAACUUAACUAUCUCUAAAGACUUUGGCGUUAUUGCACAUUCUCUGAACAAUAAAAAAGCAGUUGGCAAAAGAAGGAACAAAGGGUCUGGAUUCAACAAUUUGAGUUCACACCGUCUUAUUGCCAUUCACUAGCUGUGGGGCCUCAGGCUGACCCCAAAGUUGGGAGAUGGAGAGCAAAUACAGAGAAAUGCUGUUACUGAGGGGCCUGGAUAACAUCACUGAUGAGGAACUGGAUAGGUUCAAGUUCUUUAUUCCAGAUGAAUUCACGAUUGCCAAGAGCAAACUGCAGACUGCAAACAGGACAGAGUUAGCCAACUUGCUGAUUCAAAAUGCCGGUGUGGUGCCUGCGGUGACUAAGACCAUACGUAUCUUCCAGAGGCUGAAUUAUAUGCACGUGGCAAAAAGUCUUCAGGACGAGAAGGCAAGAGUUGAUGAUAAGUAUAUGGGAAAUAAAAAGACCAAAGAAGCAAGUCUGACAAAAAGGAAAAGUCUAACGGAAGUGGGUUCUGUGGCCUCCGCAGUCAGCGGCAAUGAUGCCGGCCAGCACCGGGUGGCACCAGCAGUCUCUCCUCCUGGGAAGCCUAAGCAGAAGCAGGUGACGGCCCAGCAGGAAUCCGUCCGAGAAGAAGGGUUGCAGAAAGACCGCCUCAUAGUCCUGGUGCUGAAAGCAAUGAAGCCCUUCCAGUUUGAGACUCAAGAUGGAAGAAAGCAAGAGAUGUUUCAUGCUACUGUGGCCACGGAGAAGGAAUUCUUUCUUGUCAAAGUUUUUAAUAUGCAGCUAAAAGAUAAAUUUGCUCCAAAGAGAACAAUCAUCAUAUCAAAAUAUUGUUGGCACAGUGGUGUUCUGGAGGUGAAUAGUGCCUCCCUGAUAGUUGAUGCUAAGUCUGAUCAAGAGAUUAAUGUACCACCGUAUAUUAUCAGGAAAGCUGGGGAAACACCAAAGAUAAAUAAGCUGCAGACUCAGCCCCUCGGGACAAUAGUGAACGGGCUGUUUGUAAUACAGAAGAAAACAGAAAAAAGGGAUCAUGUACUGUUUGACGUCAGUGACAACACGGGGAGCAUGGAAGUAUUGGUGUUCAAAAAACAGAACCAAGUAGACUGCGAGGAAGGAGAUAAGCUUAGACUUACCUUCUUCGAACUGUCAAAAAGUGGAGAAAAGUUACAGCUGAAAUCUGGAGUUCACAGCUUCAUUACGGUUGUUAAGGCCAAAAAGUAAAAUAAAUAAAUAAAUAAACAAAAAGGAUCAAUUGAACUCAGUUCGUCUAAGCAACAUUUAAUUGAAGAAUCCCUGAUGUACACUCUUCGACCAGAUUGUGAGCUACCUGGAGGCACCAGUUCACAGGCUCCUUCCCACAUCAAAUUAGUGAAGAUGUGACGAUCGCUGGAUAAACAACCCCAAAAUAUCAACAUAUCAUCGUAAUAAAAGUUAUUUCCUGGUUUGGUUUGGGGAAGGGAUAGGAUUCUGCUAUGUAUAUAUAUGUAUACUCAAGGAUAUUGCUGUUGUUCAAUAAAUAUCUGCUGAAUGAAUAAAAUUA
This is a messenger RNA of Ictidomys tridecemlineatus (thirteen-lined ground squirrel), 3236 nucleotides long. NCBI's taxonomy places the organism in Eukaryota, Metazoa, Chordata, Mammalia, Rodentia, Sciuridae. The record is from RefSeq and is a predicted model, not a curated record.